GCCCAGAAGCAUGCUGUGCCCAAGAAGGCCGUCAAGAAGAGCGUGCCGGCCGCCGCGGGGAAGGUGGUGAAGGUCACCAAACGCAAGGCGUACACCCGGCCGCAGUUCCGUCGCCCGCACACGUACCGCAAGCCGGCGACAGUCAAGCCCAGCAACAACCUGAGCGCGAUUCCGAACAAGUGGGACGCAUUCCGCGUGAUCCGCUACCCGCUGACCACCGACAAGGCCAUGAAGAAGAUUGAGGAGAACAACACGUUGACCUUCAUUGUGGACUCGCACGCAAACAAGACGGAGAUCAAGAAGGCCAUGCGCAAGCUCUACCAGGUGAAGGCGGUGAAGGUGAACACCCUCAUCCGCCCGGACGGCCUCAAGAAGGCGUACAUUCGCCUUUCCGCCUCGUACGACGCUCUUGAGACGGCCAACAAGAUGGGCCUGCUGUAA
This is a messenger RNA of Trypanosoma rangeli, 441 nucleotides long. Its product is annotated as 60S ribosomal protein L23a. Gene Ontology annotation, cellular component: cytosolic large ribosomal subunit; ribosome. NCBI's taxonomy places the organism in Eukaryota, Euglenozoa, Kinetoplastea, Trypanosomatida, Trypanosomatidae. Gene Ontology annotation, molecular function: rRNA binding; structural constituent of ribosome. The transcript has a single exon. Gene Ontology annotation, biological process: translation; ribosomal large subunit assembly. The annotation marks the transcript as partial. The record is from RefSeq and is a predicted model, not a curated record.